AUGUCAGACGACUCGGAACACAAAGUUGAUCCUCCCACGCGGAUUAAAGGGAACGAUAUUGAUACCGAACAGAAAGACGAAGGCGAGGAUAAUGGUCCGAAUGAAGUCGGCGAAGGUAUGUUUCGCCAGUUUCUCCGGAAGUCGUCGUUCUACGGUCUAAGAUACGUGUUCAGCAAUGAGUUUAAGUUGGUGGAACGCCUUCUCUGGUUUGUGGUUAUUGUUGCCGCUGGAACGAUUUGUUUCAUUGGGGUGUUUCUUUGCUGGAAGAGAAUGGGCUUCCAGCUGGUACAGAUUGUCCCGAACGAGGAUCCAUCUCCGAUCUGGAGCGUUCCGUUUCCCGCAGUUACGCUUUGUGCACAGUUGAACCAAAAUAUUCCAGACGAUAAGAAAGUGAGUUGCCUCGGACAUACGGUACCUUUGGAACGAUUUUGUGAGCAAGCUUGUUGGCACAAUCAGUGUGACAGUUGCAAGUCGCUGCUGACUGAAACACAAACUGAAAAUGGAGUGUGUUACUCGUUCAACAGUUUAGCUGCGACCGAUUUGUUCAACAGAAAUGGAGUUUCAUCGGAGAAUCUGUUGUCAAACGCAUCUAAAACCGUUGAAAACUGGAGUCUGCAAAAUGGUUAUGCCGAUUACGGAGUGUUUCUGAGAUACUACCCGCGGCCAGCAGUCGAUUUGUCGGGGAGAUACCAGCUGAGAAUGAAGCUAAGCUUCAAUGAAGCAUUCCUACAUCCAGCUUGUGGCGAUUCUCGAUCUGUUACUGUUUUUAUACAUUCUCCAGCCGAUUUCCCGUUCAAAAGUUCCAAUGGUGUGCCGAUAGAAGUCGGAGAACGUGUGCAGCUUUUACCAAAGCCCAAAGUGAUUCUGACACAGCACUUUUUGAGGUUUCGUUCACCACAGAGCACUAAAUGCUUCUUCGAAGGACAAAGACAGCUUCGCUUCUUCCGAAUCUACACCCAGAGCAAUUGUGAACUGGAAUGUCGCACGAAUUAUUUUCUUGAACACCGGAAAUGUGCUCUGGCAUACAUGCCGCGAGAAACCGGAACCAAACCAUGCAACAACAGUUACCAGUCGGAAAUAAUAUUCACCAAGGAAGAACUUAUCCAAGCAAGAACUCAAAAUUUCCCACUAUCACAAUUCUUCGUGAAAACGUGCAACUGUUUGCCAUCCUGUAACGAAAUCAAGUACAACAAUGAAGUAUCGAAACAACAGCUAAGCGAGGGAAACGACUCUGAGCUGGUCAUUCGGUAUGGGGAGGACCACUUUUAUGGCUCCAGCAGAAUCCUCCGCUACGGAUUGAUAGACUUUUUGGCACACAGUGGUGGUUUGAUAUCGCUAUUUUUGGGCAUUUCGAUACUAACAAUCGUGGAAAUGUUCACUUCCAAUCGAAUCGACAAACGCUGGGUCCGGGGUCCCGGUGGCCACCGUCGCAGGGAACAGACAACAUCGGAAUGA
Toxorhynchites rutilus septentrionalis is the source of this 1455-nucleotide messenger RNA. Its product is annotated as pickpocket protein 28-like. The transcript has 4 exons. NCBI's taxonomy places the organism in Eukaryota, Metazoa, Arthropoda, Insecta, Diptera, Culicidae. Gene Ontology annotation, cellular component: membrane. Gene Ontology annotation, molecular function: ligand-gated sodium channel activity. The record is from RefSeq and is a predicted model, not a curated record. The coding region runs from base 1 to 1455 and encodes 484 amino acids. Gene Ontology annotation, biological process: sodium ion transmembrane transport.